CGGCUCAAUACGGGUCAAGUCCGCAGUUGCACGGAAAGCAAUACAACAGAAUUGACGGACUUGUUCGACUUGUCAGGCUGGGGCUUGGCACGCUUUGACGCUGGCCUCGACUCCAAUCCAGACGUCAAGAUCUCUAUGUGCGGACUCAUAACAGGCUGCUCGAAGAAUGAGGCUCGACGAGGGCAAAAACGCCAUGAACAUGACCUUUUGACGCUCCGCGCGGACUUCCUGGACCCGCGCCGGGCCCCCUUGGCGGCGUCUCUGGCGCCGCCCCUGGCGCGCUUCGCGCGCCAGGGAGGGGGGCCUGGCGCGGAUCCAAGAAGUCCGCGUGGAGCGCCAAAAGUUUGUUUGUGCCGUUGUUUCUUCUUCUAGAGAAGCUUGGCCCUACCACCAUCAAGGACUGGGCGCAUGCCAUGUCCUCGGCCCGCUCUGUGAGGGUCGACCACGCGGUGGCAGGAUACGUCCACCUUCGCGCUGACCAGCUGAACUCGUCCCGCGGUAACGACCUCAGCUCCACGGGCCGCAAACAGAGAGGAACCGCACCGGGCGUCGCGGACGACUGGCCGCAGUUCAACUUUUCCGCGGCCCGGGAGGCGGAGGCCGCGCGCAUCCUCGCCGCGAACGGGCUGCGCCCCUCUGCCGACGGCCGCGAGGGGAACUACGUCGUGUACCACUGGCGGUCGGAGGCGAUCGACGUCAACUACACGUUCUGCGCGCAGGAGUUGUUGUCUCACAUCAAAGCCCAGCAGAACGAGUCGGGCAAGCGCCUCGUGUUGGUCUCCGACAUGCCCUUCAACGCGAGCGUCCUGCCCGCGCUGUGGGCCACCACCACGGCCGCGAAGAUUGGGCUCCAGCCGACGUUCCCGGCAGCGCGCGACAUGCUGAUGGAAGCGGGAUUCACCAAGAUCGAGAUGAUGGCGCAAAAUGCGGGGUAUGACUUGAAGAGUGUGCCCACGGCCUACAUCAGCAUCUGGGACGCCAUCAUCGCGCGCGGCGGCGAGAAGCUCACCCUCUGCAGGGCAGAGGAGUGCACGCGGUGCAGCCGGACGCGAAGCAAGUUCCUCUCGUUGAUCAGGCACCGUCACUUCGUAGGAAAGCUCGUUGUCUCCCUCGUCUUGCGAAAGAGGCGCGUGGCGAGGGAGGGGGACAUGGUCGAGAGCAUCUUGCUGCAGGUCCCUGCGGCACCCCAGGCGGCGUCCGCUGCCAGCGAGAAGGCCCUUCAGAAGAACCCGUUCCAGGUGGUCCUCGGCGCGAGUUCGGACGAGGUGGCUCCAGAGGUGCCGCGGCCGCGUAGCUCUCCAGGCGGGGCCGGCACGGUCGUCCUGGGGGCCGACAAGACCGAAUGGACGACCAACAACCAGACCCACGGGGACGCCAACUUCGAGGCCGCGCUGGCGGUCGAGGAGCGGCCGCGGCCAGCUCCUGGCGGCGCGACCACGAUCUCGCUCGGCGGCGCCGUGUUCGAGCCCGUGGCGCCGUCCCCGCGGGAUCCCCCCGGCGGCGCCGCGAGCCUCGUGCUCGGGAGCGAGGGCGCGGACUGGGGGACGGACAGCCGCGCGGUGGGGGCCGCGGGCUUCGAGGCG
Messenger RNA from Prorocentrum cordatum, 1583 nucleotides. NCBI's taxonomy places the organism in Eukaryota, Dinophyceae, Prorocentrales, Prorocentraceae. The record is from the annotation of a GenBank genome assembly.